Messenger RNA from Spathaspora passalidarum NRRL Y-27907, 918 nucleotides. It is a transcript of the gene RHR2, whose product is annotated as glycerol-1-phosphatase. Gene Ontology annotation, molecular function: sn-glycerol 1-phosphatase activity; beta-phosphoglucomutase activity. Lineage: Eukaryota; Fungi; Ascomycota; Pichiomycetes; Serinales; Debaryomycetaceae. The coding region runs from base 66 to 827 and encodes 253 amino acids. The transcript has a single exon. The record is from RefSeq and is a predicted model, not a curated record. Gene Ontology annotation, biological process: glycerol biosynthetic process; response to osmotic stress.
AUUAUUUAUUUACAUUCCUUACAUCCUACAAGGUACUUAAUUACUACUUUCAACUUACACACAUAAUGACAAUUGAUAAGAAGCCAGCUAUUUUUUACAUCCACGCCGCUUUAUUCGACUGUGAUGGUACUUUAGUCAACUCUACUGGUGCCAUCUCUGAAUUCUGGAGAGAAUUUGGUAAGACCAGACCACAUGUUAAUCCAGAAGAAAUUAUCAGAACUUCUCAUGGAUGUCGUACAUUCGAUGUUAUUGCUAAAUGGUCCCCCGAAGAUGCUAUACAGGAACAAGUUACUGAAUGGGAAGGUGCCAUUCCAGAUACUUUUGGUCAAUACGCUAAGCCAAUUCCAGGUGCUGUUGAAUUGGUCAAGUCAUUUGACCACUUUUCCAAGAAUCAUACUGACAAUGGUCAACAAAGAUGGGCCAUUGUUACUUCUGGUACUUUACCAUUAGCUUCUAAAUGGUUAAAAUUAUUAACUAUUGAAAAGCCAGAUGUUUUUAUCACCGCUGAAAAAGUCACAAAGGGUAAGCCUCAUCCUCAAGGUUACCAGGCUGCCAGAGAUACCUUAGGUUACGGACAUAACCACAAGAAGGUUGCUGUAUUUGAAGAUGCUCCUGCUGGUAUUUCUGCUGGUAAGGAUGCCGGUGCAAUGGUUGUUGGUAUAUGUUCCACUUACGACCCAGAAAAGGUUAGAAAAUCAGGUGCUAACAUUGUUGUUAAGGAUUUAUCAUCUUUUGUUAUUGAUUCUUACAACAGGGAAACUGAUGAAUUUAAGGUUAUUGUUCAUGACUAUUUUUUUGCUGAUGAACAAUACUUGCAAGAAGCUUAAGCUUGAUCUUUGAUAUUUAGGGUUAAUACGGUUAUCUAUUUCUUUCUCAUAGACUUUUUUAUAAAAUGUAUAAUAGAAUUUAUUUUGAUAG